AUGGCUGAACAGCAUCGAGAGUCACCAAGCCCUGCCAGCGCGGUUGAUAUCGAGAAGAGUGACAACACUGCUACUCAUAAAGAAUGGGCUGAACGUUCCAAUAGUGUCUCUCAGGAAGGAGAACCUGUUGUGACGCUGAAGACAUGGCUUGUGGUUGUGGUUCUCUCUCCAUCAUACGGCAUCUCGUUCUGGCCUGUGCCAUUCUUCAGUCAGAUUCAGAACCAGAUGUCCGCGUCGUUUGGUUCGGAACCGACUAUGGGAACAUGGGUCACAUCCGUAUACAGCAUUGCUGGUACGAUCGCAUUUAUGGUCUGUGGCGCCAACAGCGAUCUCUUUGGUCGGCGGUACUUCAUCCUGCUCGGCAACGUCCUUGUGAUUAUCGGAUCAAUCUUAGGAGCAACAUCGCAUCAUAUUGGACAAACUAUCGCCGCACAUGUGUUACUGGGUUUCGGUGGUGGCAACUGUCAGCUGGCUGCUUUUGCGCUGCCUGAGCUGCUACCGAACAAAUGGAGACACUUUGCAGUCGUGAUUGCCGAUGCUCUUGUCUACUUUGACGUUAUUGUAGGUCCUCCCACAGCUCGCAUUGCUGGGGCAGCCAGCGAAUCGGGGGGCUAUGCUGCGUGGCGCUGGGGCUACUGGGGUAUCUUCAUUGCUCAAGUUAUCUCCUUCGGGGUGCUUCUCCCUCUCUACUUCUCACCCAAACAUCCACGAGGAAUUCCUUGGAGCCAGGCCAUGAGAGAGCUCGACUACGUCGGCAUUGUGUCCUUCACUGGUGCUGCUGCAAUGAUCUUAUCUGGUAUUGUCUAUGUUCAGCUCUUGCCGUCCGACAAUCCGAUUGUGAUUGGCCUGCUGGUCUUCUUUUGCCUAUGGGAAACUUUCAUGCCGCUGAAGCAGCCGUUAGCGCCAACCCGCAUGUUCACUGCGAACACAGGACGAGCCCUUACCGCGCCAUUCAUCGUUGGCUUCGUCGUCACUAUGUUUUACUACGGUAGCAACAUUAGUUGGCCCACCAUGGUCGAGGUCUACUUCACAACACCGACGACGCCCCCUCAUAUUGUAUAUCUUCUCGCGACUGUCCAAGGCUUUGGUAUAUUCACCGGAGCAAUGAUACUAUCUUUCGGCGGCAACUACUUUGGGCACUGGAAGUGGCAGAUGGGAGUCCCAAUUACGAUCAUGACCUUCUUCGGUGGUCUGCUAGCCUACAUUACUCCCCAAAGGGAAGGAAUGGCGAUUGCGUUCGUGUUUCUAAGCGCUGCUGGCUAUGGCUAUGGGCAGUAUCUGUCCAUCGCCUAUAUCCAAUUCGGCGCAGAUCAAGAAGAGCUUGGAAUAUCUGGUGGCCUAUCUGGCGUUGCCCGAUACGCCGGUGGAGCCUUCGCUGUGACGACUUUUGCGACGAUUUUGAGCACGACUCAAACGAAAUAUGCUGUAAACCACGUCAUUCCUGCAGCAGAAGCAGCGGGUGCUACGCCUCAGGUCGCCGAAGCAGUCCUCGAGGCCCUUCCCUUAGGAACCGCUACUCUAGAGAAGGUUCAGGGCUUAACGACUGCAAUUGCUCAGGCGGCUGGUGCUGCUUAUGUGCAGAGCUACGUUCAUGGCGUGAAGAUCGUUGCCCUUGCUUCGAUUGGCUUUGGUGGCCUGGCGAUUAUUGCUUGUUUCUUCUUGGAGGAUAUCGGUCCCAAGAUGAAUCCAAAGAUCGAGGUGUACUUGGAAAACGACGUCCAAGCUGAGAAGAACAAGUACCACUGA
Molecule: messenger RNA, 1746 nt
Organism: Zasmidium cellare ATCC 36951
Lineage: Eukaryota; Fungi; Ascomycota; Dothideomycetes; Mycosphaerellales; Mycosphaerellaceae
Exons: 6
Coding region: 1-1746 (581 amino acids)
Biological process (GO): transmembrane transport
Molecular function (GO): transmembrane transporter activity
Source: RefSeq, a predicted model, not a curated record